UUUUCUGUUUUCAAUUCAACUUCUUGUUGCCAGGAGAGAUUAUGUUCAAUAUUGUUGAGUUCCACUAGGAAGAAAGCCACUCAUUUUAAGUACUUGCAGUUUUUGAUUCUUUGGUCUUGAAUUUAUAUCAAGAUUUUAUAACCCAAUUGUCACUUCCAUUACUAUUGUUAAGUCCUGUAUCGAAUUUUCGAUCUAGUUCGAAACAGAGUUGUUUUCUGUUUAGUAGUUUUGCUUUGCAGGCAGCACAUUAGGUGAUUCUUUUGGGAAUUUAUAAAAUUUCUGCUUGCUAACUGAUGUUGUAUGUUGAACUCUCAAAGUGAUAAAAUUUGAAAGCUCUGAUUUUGAAGUAGUGAGUGAGCCAUUGGAAUAUGAGUACACCACAAAGUGAACACCAAUUAGUUGAUGAGAGGACCCUUUUGUUGCCCACAAGCCAAAAUGAAGAAGCUGAAGCUGGGUUUGGCAAACCCAGCAGAAGAGCUUCUUUUCAUGGGUCUGUGUUCAAUUUGUCCUGCACUGUUAUUGGUUCUGGAAUUAUGAGCCUGCCUGCUACCUUGAACAUAUUGGGGCUUAUCCCAGGGGUUGCUUUGAUCAUCAUAGCUGCAUUCUUAACAGAAGCAUCAAUUGAUUUUUUGCUGAGAUUCAGCAAGCCUGGUUCAGCAUUUUCUUAUGGUGAUGUCAUGGGCGAAGCCUUUGGAAAAGUUGGGAAGGUUUUGCUUCAGAGCUGUGUUAUAAUCAACAAUAUUGGUUCUCUUACUGUGUAUAUGAUCAUAAUAGAGGAUGUGCUUUCUGGCUCAACUUCAAAUGGAGUUCACCAUGCUGGUAUUUUGGAAGAAAGCUUAGGGGUACAUUGGUGGACUGGACGUGCUUUCGUUCUUAUUGUCCUUACUGUUGUCGUAAUUGUUCCAUUGAUAUGUUUUAAGCGUAUUGAUUCACUGAGGUUCACAUCAGCUUUAUCAAUUACGCUAGCAGUUGUUUUUCUUGUUGCUGUCAUCGUAAUCACUGUGUACAAAUUAAUACUGGGAAGCAUAGAGGCACCUGCAUUGUUUCCUAGUGUUACUGGUCUGACUUCCUUUCUAAAUCUCUUCACUGCAUUUCCUGUUGUGGUUUUUGCUUAUGUCUGCCACUACAAUGUUCAUAGCAUACAAAAUGAGCUUGAAGAUUCUCGAAGGAUGCCAGCCAUUGUGCAGACUACAGUUGCUCUCUGUGCCUUUGUGUAUGUGAUGACCGGCGUGUUCGGGUUCCUCCUGUUUGGUGAAUCAACUCUUUCUGACCUGCUCUCCAACUUUGACACAGACCUUGGCAUUCCAUACAGCUCUGUCUUCAACGAUAUAGUUCGUAUAAGUUACGCAGGCCACAUCUUACUUGUAUAUCCCAUUAUUCUUUUUCCCCUGCGCCUUAACUUGGACGGCCUUCUCUUCCCCUCAGCCAGACCGUUGGCUUCGGACAACGUGAGGUUUUCAUUGUUCAGCUCAGGGAUCAUUAUCAUCACCCUCUUGGGUGCAAUAUUCAUACCAAGCAUAUGGGUGGCUUUUGAGUUCACUGGAGCAACUGUUGGAGCUUUGCUUGCAUUCAUCUUUCCUGCUUGCAUUGUUCUCAAGGACCCUCAUGGCAUAGCAUGGAAGAAGGACAAGAUUUUGUCUGUCUUCAUGAUCAUUGUUGCUGUAGUGUCAAGUGUGGUAGCCAUCUACAGUGAUGCAUAUUCAUUAUUGACAUAGCAAGGGCAAUAAAUAUACCCUCCAAUUUUUCAUUUUUAAUAAUGUUGCUUGAGGGCUCUAACUAAUCAAUUGAAACAUGUCAGAUAUAUUGUCUGAAUGAAUGAAUUGUAGUUGUAAAGGCAGACACAAGGAAAGAGAAGGAAAUUAUGCUUCUGCAACCUCUGAUUAUAAGCUCAAGACUCUUAAAUUUUUUCCAUUCAUGUAAAA
Molecule: messenger RNA, 1922 nt
Organism: Prunus mume (Japanese apricot)
Lineage: Eukaryota; Viridiplantae; Streptophyta; Magnoliopsida; Rosales; Rosaceae
Source: RefSeq, a predicted model, not a curated record